AUGCGCGCUGGCUUUCUGGAUUACUUUCGGAACAUCUCAUCGGUUACAGUCCCAGCCACCGAGAUGAUCGCCAUCGAAUUCAAUUUGAAUCGUACAGAAUCCAUUCUCUCCCUCACAGUCUACACACUCGGGCUUGCCUUAGGCCCUCUCCUUAUUGCACCUCUAUCAGUAGCGUUAGGGAGAAGAUGGGUCUACAUCAUUACUUCCUCAACUCUCCUCAUUUUCACAGGAGGUGCGGCAGCAGCAAGAAAUUAUGCAACUCUGCUGGUUUGCCGUUUUCCAGCAGGAUUUCUAGGCUCAGCAGGGGUUGCAAUCGGAGCCGGAACCUUGGGUGAUAUCUGGGCCUUUGGAAAGGUAGAAGGCUUGGUCUCUUUGUGCUUCAUUCUGGGGCCAUUCUUAGGCCCUAGCCUCGGACCUCUCGCGGGUGCCUACAUACUACACGAUCACAACAACAACUGGAGGUGGACCCAAUACCUUCUCCUUAUGAUCGGGGGGCCGGUCUGGUUGGGAACUGUGCUCAUGCGGGAAACUUCUAAAAGUUGGAUCCUGAAAAGCGCCAGGAAGAACACUCAAGAGAACAAAAUAGCCGAUCAUCAUGGGUCAUUCAAAAAGAUUACACCAGUUGUGGCUCGGCCUGUGAAGAUGCUGUUUACAGAAGUGAUCGUUCUCUCUUUGACCAUUUAUACUGCUUUCGCAUAUGCAAUGAUCUUCGCUUAUUUUGGUAGUGCCUCAUAUGUUCUGCAGCUGGAGUAUGGGUUUUAUUUGCGCCAGGUGGGACUUGGCUUCAUCAGCGUGAUGAUCGGAUAUCUUAUGGCAUUGCUUAUGUUCAUCAUUAUUGACAAAACUUUGUACGCAAAGGCCUUGGAGGCUGCAGGUGGGGUUGCAGCUCCCGAGCAUCGGCUGUAUGCAGCAAUGGCAGGAAGCGUUCUUUUGCCUAUUGGCUUGUUUUGGUAA
Messenger RNA from Penicillium samsonianum, 954 nucleotides. RefSeq names its product putative MFS polyamine transporter. The record is from RefSeq and is a predicted model, not a curated record. NCBI's taxonomy places the organism in Eukaryota, Fungi, Ascomycota, Eurotiomycetes, Eurotiales, Aspergillaceae. The transcript is spliced from 2 exons. Gene Ontology annotation, molecular function: spermidine transmembrane transporter activity; spermine transmembrane transporter activity. Gene Ontology annotation, biological process: spermine transport; transmembrane transport; spermidine transport. Bases 1 to 954 code for a protein of 317 amino acids.